GGACCUUUAUGGACAAUACAUUGGAGAAGGAGAACAUGUGUGCCGGUGCUAUGACUUCUGCAGAACUAGAGCGUGAAGAAGAGCCCAUUUAUGAGGAAAUGGCCCCGCUUCAAGGACAACGCGUCCCACUUCGUGUUUUGGAGAGGGCGAAAUGUAUAGGACCCAUGUUAGAGCGGGAGGGUGUCUCAAUGCUGACACUCGCUACAAUAGUGCACACUGCGGGUGGAAAGUUGGAUCCGGAUUGUUGUCCCUAUUGCUUCAAUAUUGCAUAUUAUAAGGAAUUCAGGGACGAUUGUAGUGAUGAUGAUGAUGACGAACCUGAUUCUGGUCACAGUUCGGAGCAUGAGAUUUUUUCUGAGGAAGAUGAGGGUGACACUCCAACGACACCCCCACCGACACCAAUGCGCUCAGAGGAACAGGCCGACCCCUUGGAGGUUGAUGCAAAGAAGAUUCUCUGUGUGACGGAGCUAUUUCCCGACGUGUGGCAGGGCGCCGUGGAUCUGACAUUGUUGGCUAAGCUGGUUCAGGGAGAACUGAAUCCCGAAUGCUGUAGUCGGUGCGAACUGAUCGAAUUGUUCCGAAGCACCGCCGCUUCAGGACCCGAGGGGGCACGUGCUAUGUCAAAAAUUACGGUUAUAGCGAUGAAGGGGGUGAAUGAGCAUGUCGUUCUAAAGCCCGACCUGCAUAAGGAUGAAAAAACCCAGGACUGACUAGUGUGUUUGUGCGCGGCGGAUUCGGAGUGCCCUCUUCUGUAUGAAUAUUGCUGAAUAAAGAAAAAAGUUCAUUGUUGUAAAGAAAA
This is a messenger RNA of Sphaerodactylus townsendi, 799 nucleotides long. RefSeq lists its product as uncharacterized. The coding region runs from base 9 to 710 and encodes 233 amino acids. The transcript is spliced from 3 exons. The record is from RefSeq and is a predicted model, not a curated record. NCBI's taxonomy places the organism in Eukaryota, Metazoa, Chordata, Lepidosauria, Squamata, Sphaerodactylidae.